CUUCCAUAAUCAAACAGGGAAGUUCAAAUUACUCUGCACAGUUUGUUUGACUGCAGUGGGUCACCUGUAAGCGCAGGUACCAGAGUGUGUUUGAGAGCGUCUUCUCAUCACCAUGAAGCUCAGCGGUGUGCUGCUCUGUGUUCUCCUGAUCUGGGUUAAGUCCUCUCGGGCUGACACACCAGCGAACUGCACUUACGAGGAACUGCUGGGCACAUGGGUCUUUCAAGUGUCCAAAGGAGGUCAGGACAAGAGCAUCAAUUGUUCUGCAGAGGCUGUUGGAGCAAGCUCAGUGACAGUGACCCUGGAAAAACUGUCUGUAGCCAUUGACGAAUUGGGCAACACUGGCUUCUUCACUCUCGUCUACAACCAAGGAUUUGAGAUGGUGCUUGGUGGAUACAAAUGGUUUGGCUUUUUCAAGUACUCCGAGGAUGGUUCACAGGUGAUCAGUUACUGUGAUCAGACCCUGCCAGGAUGGGUUCAUGAUGUCUUGGGAAACAACUGGGCCUGUUUUGUGGGGAAAAAAGUGAAAGCAGCGCAACCCCGAAAAGACAACCUACCGUUCUUCAACAGCAAGUAUUUCCGGAGUGCAUAUAAACACAAUUUGGAUUUCAUUGAAGCAAUCAACUCAGUUCAAAGCCUUUGGAAAGCUCACCCUUAUCCUGAACAUGAAACCUACAGUCUGUUGGAGCUGCAGUACAGAGCUGGAGGUCCUGCAUCUCGGAUCCCUGUACGCCCUCGCCCAGCUCCUGUGACAAGUGAGUUAGCCAAGAUGGCAGCUGCUCUCCCUGCACACUGGGACUGGAGGAACGUCAAUGGUGUCAACUUUGUCAGUCCUGUGCGAAACCAAGCAUCAUGUGGUAGCUGCUAUUCUUUUGCUUCAAUGGGAAUGCUGGAGGCACGAAUUCGCAUUUUGACUAACAACAGCCAGACACCCACCCUCAGCCCUCAACAGAUCGUAUCCUGCUCAGAAUACUCCCAAGGCUGCGAUGGUGGAUUCCCAUAUUUGAUUGGGAAGUAUGUGCAGGACUUUGGUGUGGUAGAAGAAUCAUGCUUUCCUUAUACUGCCACAGACAGCCCUUGUAGCCUUCCUCAAAACUGCAGGCGCAUUUACGCUGCACAUUACAACUAUGUCGGUGGAUUUUAUGGUGGAUGUAGUGAAGCAGCCAUGAUGUUGGAGCUUGUCAAGAAUGGACCUAUGGGAGUGGCAUUUGAGGUGUAUCCUGAUUUCAUGCACUACAAGGAGGGCAUCUACCAUCACACUGGUCUCACUGAUACUGUCAAUCCUUUUGAGCUGACCAACCAUGCCGUGCUGCUGGUGGGUUAUGGCAAAUGUCACAUGACCGGGCAGAAGUACUGGAUUGUCAAGAACAGCUGGGGAACCGAGUGGGGAGAGAAGGGCUACUUCCGCAUUCGCAGGGGGAGUGACGAGUGUUCCAUUGAGAGCAUUGCUGUUGCGGCCAAUCCCAUCCCCAAACUGUAGUUAUAGUAAUAAAAGGGAAAAUCUUGAUGCAUUUGAGGAG
Messenger RNA from Periophthalmus magnuspinnatus, 1520 nucleotides. It is a transcript of the gene ctsc, whose product is annotated as cathepsin C. The transcript is spliced from 9 exons. Gene Ontology annotation, molecular function: cysteine-type endopeptidase activity. The record is from RefSeq and is a predicted model, not a curated record. Lineage: Eukaryota; Metazoa; Chordata; Actinopteri; Gobiiformes; Gobiidae. Bases 113 to 1480 code for a protein of 455 amino acids. Gene Ontology annotation, cellular component: lysosome.